UGGACUGAACGAAACAAUAUGACUAAUUUGACAUUUCUUUGGCUGACUUUAGUUUUGUGUUUCAUUAACGUUUCCAUUGGCAGGGCCGAGGAUAAGCCCUAUAACGUUGAGUUAAACUCUUUCGAUAAGAAUUCAGAUUUCGAAAACGAUGGCAAAUGGGUCGACUGGGGCACUCUUCGUAUGAAGAAAGUAGGACGCAAUAAAUUUACCCUAGCCGGAGAUUUUGAGUUCAAGUUAAAUAUGGGCGACGAACAGAGGAUAUCGUUACAAGUGUUUGUCUAUGAUUCCAAUAACAAACAGAAGGGAAUGCUUGUCAUGAAUGUGAAUAAGCCGUUCUGUCAGUUUGUCAAUGAGGACACCGAUACCUAUCCCUAUUUGAAGGAGGCCUCCAAUUUGCCCGAUCAAGGCGGUUGCCCGUUCCCCAAGGGCGAGUAUACCAUCAAUAAUUAUGAGCUGGAGACAAAUUUCCUACCCGACGAUGCGCCCAAAGGUGAUUAUCUCAUUGAAUUGACAACGAUGGAUAAAGACACAGGCGUGGCUGGGCUCAUUGCCAUUGUCACCUUGACAUAGAAAUGAAUCAAUGUCGUUCUUUUUUUUGUUGCUGGUUUUUUUUUUUUUUUUUGUGGGUGGAUCCCCAAUUGACAGCAAAGCUUCUGAUUUGCGAUCUAUUUGUGCAUAAUUUUUAGUUCUAAGUGCUAUAUCAAUUUAUAUUUCUUGCCUGAUUGGAUACAAUAUAGACAAUUUCGCUUUCAAAGACAAA
Molecule: messenger RNA, 760 nt
Organism: Drosophila willistoni
Lineage: Eukaryota; Metazoa; Arthropoda; Insecta; Diptera; Drosophilidae
Gene: CheA7a
Exons: 2
Coding region: 19-570 (183 amino acids)
Source: RefSeq, a predicted model, not a curated record